AUGUCUCCGGUCGACGACUACUACCCCAUAGAGUGCGCCUUUUGCAAAAUCAGCGCCGCCUACCAACCCUCGUCCUCAUCGCCAGUACCAAUCUCGCCCGACCCGGACCUUGUUUCGCCGCAAUGUCACUUAAUCCUCUCGACACCACUCGUGCUCGCCUUCCUCGACAUCAUGCCCAUUGCCCGAGGACAUAUCCUCAUUACGACUCGGAAACACUACACCAAACUCUCGGACCUACAAGCCUCUUCGAAACACGGCGAUUGGCUGAGCAAGCAGUCGGCGAACGAGGUGCGAGCGACGUCGCGUGCCUUGGGAGAGUGGAUGCCGGUGGUGUCAAGGGCGCUGUGUAAGGUCACUGGCAUUGAGGAUUGGAAUGUGGUGCAGAAUAACGGAGAACGAGCGGCGCAGGUGGUGCCGCAUAUACAUUUUCACCUGAUACUAGAAGGCCAGAGGACCGCGCGCAAGGAUCAUGGCAUGUUGAAGAGCUGGAAGGUUUUCGGGCGAGGGUCGAGAGAGGAUUUGGAUGACGAAGAGGGCGCCGAGCUCGCUGGACUAUUAAGAGCUGCGAUCAAGGAAGAAGUGGAGGAGCAAGACUCGGCCGAGAAGGACAAACCGAAGCUAUGA
This is a messenger RNA of Zymoseptoria tritici IPO323, 624 nucleotides long. RefSeq names its product zinc-binding protein of the histidine triad (gene HIT). Gene Ontology annotation, biological process: nucleotide metabolic process. The record is from RefSeq and is a predicted model, not a curated record. The transcript has 2 exons. NCBI's taxonomy places the organism in Eukaryota, Fungi, Ascomycota, Dothideomycetes, Mycosphaerellales, Mycosphaerellaceae. Gene Ontology annotation, molecular function: catalytic activity. The coding region runs from base 1 to 624 and encodes 207 amino acids.